AAAGAAAAAAAAACCAAACCCUUGUUGAGCUAAGCUGCUGUCUAAAACUCUCUAAAGCCUACACCUUUGACUGUCUCCGUCUCUCUUCUUCUCUUUCGCAAACUUUCCGACAUGUCGUUGUGUACGUUCAACUUCCAUCCUUCAUCAUCUUCUUCCAUCAAUCUCUUCUGCAACAACAACAGCAACUCACCUAAACCCUUUCUCAACUCUCUCCGAUUCACCACCUCCACUUCUUCUUCCUCUGUUGCUCCUCUCAGAUUCUCUACCACCAACCACUCCCUUAGCUCUCCUUUCUCCUCGACCCGCAUCCAAAGACACCAACUUUGGCUCCGGUGCGUCUCCAAAGAGUCCGAGCAGUCUACCUCUGUUGUUCCCGGCGGCGCUGAAGAGAGCAUUGUUGUUCUUGUAAUCGGUGGAGGAGGGAGAGAACACGCCCUUUGCCACGCUUUAAAACGCUCUCCUUCCUGCGGCUCUGUGUUAUGCGCACCUGGAAACCCCGGCAUCACCACUUCCGGAGACGCUACUUGCGUCCCUGACCUUGACGUAUCAGACAGCUCAGCUGUCAUCUCCUUCUGCCAAAAACAUAAUGUCGGUUUAGUGGUCGUUGGUCCCGAAGUUCCCCUCGUUGCUGGUCUCGCCAACGACCUUGUUAACGCCGGUAUCCUCACGUUCGGACCUUCUUCUCAAGCCGCUGCUUUGGAAGGUUCCAAGAACUUUAUGAAGAAUCUUUGCCGCAAGUACAACAUCCCUACUGCUAAGUAUAAAACAUUUAGCGAUGCGUCUGCUGCGAAAGAGUACAUUAAAGAGCAAGGAGUACCGAUCGUGAUCAAAGCAGACGGAUUAGCAGCAGGGAAAGGAGUCACCGUUGCCAUGGAGCUAGAGGAGGCUUACGAAGCUGUUGACUCGAUGCUUGUCAAAGGCGUGUUUGGUUCCGCGGGGUGUCAGGUGAUCGUGGAGGAGUUUCUUGAGGGGGAAGAAGCUUCGUUUUUCGCGCUUGUGGAUGGUGAGAACGCCAUUCCUCUUGAAUCUGCUCAGGACCACAAGAGGGUUGGAGAUGGAGAUACAGGUCCUAACACAGGAGGGAUGGGAGCGUAUUCUCCUGCACCGGUUUUGACCAAGGAGCUGAAGGAUGUGGUGAUGGAGACUAUAAUUGAUCCUACUGUUAAGGGAAUGGCUGAAGAAGGUUGUAAGUUUGUUGGUGUUCUGUUUGCUGGUCUGAUGAUCGAGAAGAAGUCCGGUUUACCUAAGCUGAUUGAGUUCAAUGUCCGGUUUGGAGAUCCAGAAUGUCAGGUACUGAUGAUGCGUCUAGAGUCUGACCUUGCUAAGGUCUUGUUAGCUGCUUGUAGAGGCGAGCUAAGCGGUGUGUCGCUUGAUUGGUCAAAAGAUUCAGCAAUGGUGGUUGUAAUGGCAAGCAAAGGUUACCCCGGUGCUUACGAGAAAGGCUCCAUCAUCAGAAACCUUGAAGAAGCUGAAAGAGUUGCUCCAGGAGUGAAGGUUUUUCAUGCAGGAACGGAUGUUGAUUCCGAGGGGAACGUUGUAGCGAGUGGAGGACGUGUUCUUGGGGUCACUGCCAAGGGUAAAGACUUGGAAGAGGCGCGUGAAAGAGCGUAUCUGGCGGUUGAAGAGAUCAAAUGGCCUGGAGGUUUCUUUAGGAGUGAUAUUGGUUGGAGAGCGCUUCGUCAGAAACAAGUAGCUACAAAAGAGUGAGUGAAGAGAAAAGACUUUUGUUAGUAAUGGUUUGUAAACGAGUGAAACAAAAGUUUGAGUGAUUGAUUAUUCAAAAUAACUUCCUUCUCCUUGAAUUUAAAUUUUAUUCAAAAAAAAUUAAAUGAAACGUUUAAUUCCAUCA
Brassica napus (rape) is the source of this 1849-nucleotide messenger RNA. Its product is annotated as phosphoribosylamine--glycine ligase, chloroplastic-like. Gene Ontology annotation, biological process: purine nucleobase biosynthetic process. The record is from RefSeq and is a predicted model, not a curated record. Gene Ontology annotation, molecular function: ATP binding; phosphoribosylamine-glycine ligase activity; metal ion binding. Lineage: Eukaryota; Viridiplantae; Streptophyta; Magnoliopsida; Brassicales; Brassicaceae. The transcript is spliced from 4 exons. The coding region runs from base 112 to 1707 and encodes 531 amino acids.